Molecule: messenger RNA, 1391 nt
Organism: Alnus glutinosa
Lineage: Eukaryota; Viridiplantae; Streptophyta; Magnoliopsida; Fagales; Betulaceae
Exons: 1
Coding region: 213-1049 (278 amino acids)
Source: RefSeq, a predicted model, not a curated record
AACCAAACCUGAACCACCGAGCACGAGUCAAUAGGUUGAAACUCUCCCUCCAAAAAUCAAUCUCUCUCUCAUCAGAUUUUUCCACACUCAAAUUUCCUUCUUUCUUUUAUAAAACCUUCUAUUUCAACCACCUCUUCUUCAUCUUUCUUUCUCUCUCUCUUCUCUCUCUCUCUCUCUCUGAGUUUUACUCUGAUUGUGUGUUUUCGAUUAGGAUGCCACAAGUUGAUUUGGAAACCCUAGUUUCAGCCUGUGCAGGCGGAUCCGAUCGGAGAAUCGCCUGCGAAACUCUCGCCGACGGAGAUCAUCACCAGCCGGAGCAGCCAGAUCAAGAGGAUGUUCCUCCGGAUUUCCCGCCGGAAUCGUUCUGGCUCUCCAAGGACGCCGAGCUCGAUUGGUUCGACCAGCGCGCCUUCUACGAGCGGAAAGACUCAGCCAAAGGAAGCGUCAGUUCGACGAACUUGAAUCCGAAUCUGAACCCGAGCUCCAACAACAGCUCUCAGCGGUUCUCUCGGAACUUGAAGUCCAAGGCUUCGAUUAUCGGCUUGCCGAAGCCUCAGAAGUCUUGUUUCGUCGAUGCGAAGAGCCGCCGGAACGGUAAACCUGGAAACACUCGGUUGUUUCCGAAGCGGUCCGGAUCCGUCGGCAAAUCGGAGGCUCCGCUGGUGGAACCGUCGUCGCCGAAGGUUUCAUGUAUCGGAAGGGUGAGAUCAAAGCGGGAUCGGCAUCGCAGAAUGAAGAGUCGGCAGAUGUCCUCUGAAAGGGAGCCGGAGAAAGAGAAACAGGCCCCAAAACGAAAAACGGGGUUGUUCGCCACCGUUCGUGCUAUUUUCCGGUUCCAUUCCCGAGAAAAGAGGGCGUCUAGAAUCAGCGCGCCGAAGACUGAAUCGCCUCCGAGAUUUAGCGCCUCGAUUGGACCGCGUGGCAGCACGGCGUCCGAAACUGACGCUCCAAGAAAGAGCGUCUCGGGGAUCGAACCGUUCGGUUUAGGCGGCAUGAAUCGGUUCGCAUCCGGUAGGAGGUCCGACUCGUGGGCCGGAGACGUGGCUUGAUCUGAUUCGUCUUUCAAUUUCGUGUGGCGACAACGAGCGGAGCGGUGUGGGCUCCAGGCAUGCAAGUUGGUAGGGUCGCGAUUGGCUGUAUUCAGUGGGGCCCGCUUCAGUACCGAUUGGUCGUUGGAUGACGUGGCACGUUGAAAUAACGGUUUUCCCCCCUCCAAGGGUGAAAGGUGAUUUUAUAGUUACUAGAGUUUUUAUACACGUUUUUAAUUAUUUUUUUUCUUUUGCUUUCCUUUUUUAGGAUAAGGUUUUGUAAAUAUGUAUGAGUGUUCUGGAAUUAGCAGCUGUAAAUUUUUCUUUUUUGUGCUAGUUUUUAUAUAACGAAAUUUCUUUUAA